This is a messenger RNA of Sclerotinia trifoliorum, 1260 nucleotides long. The record is from the annotation of a GenBank genome assembly. Lineage: Eukaryota; Fungi; Ascomycota; Leotiomycetes; Helotiales; Sclerotiniaceae.
AAAGCCAACCUGUUUAAUCCAUGUGCUCCUCCCUACAUACCUAGUAGCAAUAAGUAGCCUUACAUGAUAUACGAACUCGGGGCAUAACCAAUUUCAGCAUCUCGAUAUCUACUUGAACUUUAAUUCCAUCGUGCGAACAAGGAAUGAGCCAAAUUGUUAAUAUCAUUCAUUCAGUUUACAUUAUAAUUAUAAUACAUUCAGCAAACAACCAUGGCGACAAGGAAGGAUAUGCGACGGGCUGAUCUCAGUAUGCCUUUCCCUUUCUUGCUACACGUGUUAACUUACUGACGCGCCUCUCACUUCAAGUCAUCCCCUACCAAGUUCCAGCUGCGAAAGAAUCUCCCAGCGAUUUCGGUGGUACCUUAGGCAGCACUCUGCCAAUGGCAGCAAUGUUCACACGUAACAAGCUCAUCGGAUGGUUCGUCAAUUCCAUGGAUGUGAUUCCUAAAGGACUAUUUCGUCAAGGGACUAUGUGAAAGCACGUCUGCUAAUAAACGAAAGGGCUUCGGUUCUUUUCGCAGUUCAGAAUUGGUUAGGUGAAUCUUCAGAGACGAAGAAGGCUUCCUCCCAACCCGCAUAUUUAUCGGUGGGAAUGUCAUGUAAGCAAUAUUCGUUCUCACGCUCGGAUUUGCAACCCACGCUAAUGUAACUGUACCGCAGUGAUGGCUCUUGUUGUUGUAAGUUGAUCUGCAUAAAUCGUUACGGACAGCGCAGCUCGCUCAUCAAUACUUCUCAGACUUAUCUUCCAAUGUUCCUUCCACCUCCUCCCGCUGCUCCAGUAGCUCAAGCUGCGUAGUGAUGGCAGAUUACGAAUUACAGGAAUCAUGUUUUAUAUGGAUGGUGGCUACUAAUAUGGACAGAAGUGUCUGCCAGACUGUUUUUCUCAUGAAACUUAUGGCAAACAAUGCGCAUUGAAGUAUGAGAAAAUAGAAAGGAAAAUUAUAUGGAUGAAGAUAGGACAAUGGGCGCCGGUGUGGAUGAGCAUGAAAAGAAGCCUGAAAUUGCAGUGGAUGGUGCCUCUUUAGGUAUUGAUUACACAAGGGGACAGAUCAAAAGUUGAAGCAAUGUCUACCUGGGUAGGUGUUAGACAAGUUAAAGCACAAAGUUUUCUCGCACAAAUACUCGACAUCAACUAAUACACAUUUUGCUCAUUUAUGAAGAGUGUCGGAAGGCAAAUCAAAGGUGUAUCAAUGUAUGUAUGUAUUUGCAUAGGUUCAAAAGUGGUAUAGAAAGUUGUGUAUGUUUCUCCUGUACAGAAGC